This is a messenger RNA of Lutra lutra (Eurasian river otter), 2740 nucleotides long. RefSeq names its product zinc finger protein 365 (gene ZNF365). The transcript is spliced from 5 exons. The record is from RefSeq and is a predicted model, not a curated record. The coding region runs from base 664 to 1887 and encodes 407 amino acids. NCBI's taxonomy places the organism in Eukaryota, Metazoa, Chordata, Mammalia, Carnivora, Mustelidae. Gene Ontology annotation, biological process: regulation of double-strand break repair via homologous recombination; regulation of DNA strand resection involved in replication fork processing; telomere maintenance. Gene Ontology annotation, cellular component: centriolar satellite.
CAUACCACCAGGAUGCUCGGCUGGUAAGGCUAGAGGAGACUCUAGGUUAUUCGGGGACAUUCUCGUCCCCGUUGCUUAGGAAGAAGAGGUCCUAAAAUGAACCACCGGACCUUCCUGCCGGCAGAUUAGCGAAGAUACCCAAGCCGCGCCUCAUCCUCAUCCACACUCUCCCGCUCCCCAGUAACUGUAAAGUGCAAAAGAGCUGGCCGGGGCCUGCAGAGAGCGCAGCGCCUCCGAGCCUGGCACGCUUUUUCCCUUCCCUCCCCCGGGGGAGCGAUCCCGGCGUCUCCCCGCGUGAUGUCAGUGGGAUCCUGAGCCCCAUCCCGCUUCACGGCUGGGGGCGGGGAGACGGUGCUCCCCCACGCGGGGCAGAGCGGGGUGUCACUCGAGGGGCCGCGGCGCCCCAGGCCCACCCCGCCCCCGCCCCCGGGGCGUCCGCUCUCGGGCCCCGGGGUCCCCGGCAGCGGCGCGCGCCGCCCCCGCCACGCUCCGCCCCGGACGCCGCGGGUCCCCGCGCGAGGGUGCGCGGGGGGUGGGAGCGGGCCCCGGCUUAGCCUGAUUUACGGCUCUGCUGAAAACCGCUUCGCUCCCGCAGCAGUAGCACCGGCCGCGGCGGCAGCAGCAGCGGCUGCGGCUGCAGCAACAAGUCGGAUUUGAAGAGUAAUGCAACAGAAGGCUUUUGAGGAAAGCAGAUACCCCUGGCAGGAGUCCUUCGAGAAUGUUGCUGUGUGCCUGCCAUUCCGCUGUCCGAGGUGUGGAGACCAUACCAGAUUUAGAAGUCUGUCCUCGUUGAGGGCCCAUCUGGAAUUCAGUCACAGCUACCAGGAAAGAACCCUCUUGACCAAAUGCAGCCUCUUUCCGUCCUUCAAAGACACAGACCUAGUCACUUCCUCAGAACCCCUGAAGCAGGGAAAACUGCAGGGCACCGGCCACGUGGUGAAGCAGAAACCCAGCUAUGUGAACUUGUACAGCAUCUCGCACGAACACUCCAAGGACAGGAAGCCAUUCGAGGUGGUGGCCGAGCGGCCCGUGUCCUACGUGCAGACCUACACGGCGCUGGACCUGCGUGCAGACUCGCUGGAGGGGCCGCGUUCCAGUCCCGGACUGCCCACCCCGGACACCAAAGCCGCUUUCGAGGCUCAUGUCCGAGAAAAAUUCAACCGGAUGGUCGAGGCCGUGGACAGGACCAUCGAGAAGAGAAUCGAUAAGCUCACCAAAGAGUUGGCCCAGAAAACUGCCGAACUGUUGGAAGUUCGGGCGGCCUUUGUGCAGCUAACGCAGAAAAAGCAGGAGGUGCAGAGGAGAGAGCGGGUCCUGAACCGCCAGGUGGACGUGGCGGUGGAGAUGAUCGCUGCGCUCAGGCAGCGCCUGACCGAGUCCGAGGAGGAGCUGCUGCGGAAGGAAGAAGAAGUCGUUACAUUCAACCAUUUCUUGGAAGCAGCCGCUGAGAAGGAGGUUCAAGGGAAAGCCCGGCUCCAGGACUUUAUUGAGAAUCUGUUGCAGCGGGUAGAACUGACGGAAAAGCAGUUAGAGUACUAUCAAACCCAGCAGGCCGCUGGCCUCUGCCGAGACCUCAGCGGGCACGUGCUUACAGAUAUCUCCUCAAAUAGGAAACCCAAAUGUCUAAGUAGAGGGCACCCACAUCCUGCAUGUAACCACGCUGAUCUCAAGACCCACUUCCAUCCAAAAGGAAGGAGCUACCUGAGAAAAGCCAAGGAUGACAGAGCCAGCAUGCAGCCUGCUAAAUCCAUUCACGAACAGGCUGAGUCCCCAAGAGAACUCUGCAGACCGUCGAAGAAAGGGGAGCCUCUGGGGUUUAGCCGGAAAGGCAACAUCAGGCCCAAAAUGGCCAAAAAAAAGCCAACAGCGAUUGUGAACAUCAUCUGAAAAAGUCAUCGGCGGGCUUUGCAGAACGUUGCUCUGGGGGCCAACGGUAAUGCCUUUUGGGGUACAUCCCACAAUGAGACACAUUAGAAAAAAGAAGGGCAGAACACGUUUACUUCGUGGCUGAACAGGCACCUGGAUUAACCAGAAUUUAACAAAUGGGAAUCUUGGGGAACCAGAAAUUUAUUACAGGCUCCUUUUAGAACCAAGAGGCAGGUUACAGAAAGAAUUGGAAAAAACAAAACAAAACAAAACUGUCUUAUUCCAAAAUUUUAGUUAAAAGAAAGCUCCAACUUGUAAAAUAAACAGACCACUCUCCAGUAGUUUCUGCAUCUGGGGUUCUGUGUGGGGGUGAUUCAGCUGAGGCCCAGGGCCACACCAGAUGUCGGGCACUAGGAAAAAAGUCUUCUGUGUCUACUGCUCUCUAAAUUGUGGGACAAAGAAUAGGAAUGCAAAGUUCUCUUAAUAGCAGUGAAACAGUAAUAUUUUUACUUGUUUUUAACUUUGCCCUCAAUUAAUUUGAAAGUUUCCAAAAUAAGGAUUCCUGUUUCCCCAACUAUUGUGGUUAAUUAAGAUUCCAGUGUUUGGGUGGCUUCCGGGAUUCGUCUCCUUCGACUUCAGUUCUCAUUUCUAGUUUGUUCGAUUCAGGUUUGUUGUUUCUCUGGAUGCGUGUUUUUUUCUGAUUUGGGGGUGCCUCUGCUCUCUCCUUCAGCUGAGUGUUCUGUACCCCGAGAGCAAGCUGCAGCCUCUGUCUUCAAAGCCAAUAGUGUUGCCUGUGGCUGGGAUGGAGACCCCAUCAAAACCUUCCAACCGAAACUCUUUAACACCCAUCACCGGUUCCGGGUCUGAAGGGCUG